This is a messenger RNA of Coregonus clupeaformis (lake whitefish), 1504 nucleotides long. RefSeq names its product BTB/POZ domain-containing protein KCTD20-like. The coding region runs from base 1 to 570 and encodes 189 amino acids. Gene Ontology annotation, biological process: positive regulation of phosphorylation. NCBI's taxonomy places the organism in Eukaryota, Metazoa, Chordata, Actinopteri, Salmoniformes, Salmonidae. The transcript is spliced from 5 exons. Gene Ontology annotation, cellular component: cytoplasm. The record is from RefSeq and is a predicted model, not a curated record.
AUGGCAAUAUACAGGGAGUACCAGAACCGAGUCAAUGUGCCGGACACCGUCAAGUUCCGAGACCUCAGUGCGUUGCUGCAUGAGCUGUCCAACGACGGUGCUAAGCGUCAGUUUGAAGUGUUCCUAGGGGAGCUGGUUGUCCCAGUGAUGGUGUCCAGUGCUCAGGAGGGGGAGAGGGAGUGUCACAUUGUGGUUCUCACAGAUGAUGAUAUAGUGGAUUGGGACUGUGACAACCCUCCACCCAUGGGAGAGGAGUACUCCCAGAUUCUGUACAGCACCAAGCUCUAUCGCUUCAUCAAGUACAUUGAGAACAGAAAUGUGGCCAAAGCCCUGCUGAAGGAGAGAGGACUGAAGAACAUACGCAUCGGCAUCGAGGGGUACCCCACCUGUAAGGAGAAGAUGAAACGGCGCCCGGGCGGGAGGUCAGAGGUCAUCUAUAACUACGUGCAGUGGCCUUUUAUCCAGCUGUCCUGGGAGAAGGAGGAAGGAAAGAGUCGACACGUGGACUUCCAGUGCGUCCGCAGCAAGAGUGUCCCCAACCUCAUCGCCUCUCUGGGGGAACCAACAUGACUCCGAACCACACCCACCCCGCAGGUCGACGAGCUGGAUAGGCUGAUCAGCCCUGAUCCCCGCCCCCAGUCUCAAGCCCCACCCCCAUCCACCAAUGACAGUUGAGGAGAGGGUAGAAGUUGACCUUGUAUAGGUUAAUUUAUUCCCCCUAUUGGUUAAGGUCAGGGAUUGGCAAGGUUGCACUGAUCCUAGAUCUGUGUUUUGGGGCAACUUCUACACGAGGCCUUCAUCUGUUAGCCUGUCUCCCACUCAGGAUAUUUAUGUUUACAGACACAUUCAAACAAACCUCAAUGACUGUACAGUCCAAACCAAUGUACACAUACAGAGACAGAUGUUAGAUCUUAAUUUGGUCACUGUUUACAUAAAUUCACUGGAAACCCGCACUAACACACAGUUGUAUUAACAGUAUUGCACUUUUAAUGUAGCUUAAUUUUGGCCAGCUAAUAGCCUAACCACUGAUCAAGCAACAUUAUAUUGGCAGAAAAGCGUGAAUGUUCAAAUCCUGUUGCUGUAGGAUUCUUUUGCUGCAACAAUAUUGGUCAAAUGAAGAUCCUACGUCUGUACAUAUACGCACACAUACAAACACGGAUUUGGACAAGGAGGAUGUUUACAGCAUAUAACCAGACCUACUAGUGUGUAUCUAUUCAGUUUUCUUAUUCAUACUUUACCCACCACCGCCCCCAUGUGUUAUAUUACGUUUGUGUGUGUGUGUAUGUGUGUAAGCUGUUCUUUUUCCUUUUAUGGCUGUUUACAUUUUAUACUUUGUACAUUGUUUAUAUGAAGGUUUCCGUUAGUAUUAUUGUUUAAGGUUAUGUACAUCAUUUUUCUUCAAAGAAUUUGUUCCAAGAAUUUCACAGCUGCAGAGGAAAUUUGAAUAAAUAUAUUGAUGAAAGAAUUACCUUUAUGAUUUUGCGUUGACAUCUCAUAUAAGGGA